Molecule: messenger RNA, 2619 nt
Organism: Thermothielavioides terrestris NRRL 8126
Lineage: Eukaryota; Fungi; Ascomycota; Sordariomycetes; Sordariales; Chaetomiaceae
Exons: 5
Coding region: 215-2536 (773 amino acids)
Biological process (GO): regulation of DNA-templated transcription; DNA-templated transcription
Molecular function (GO): zinc ion binding; DNA-binding transcription factor activity, RNA polymerase II-specific; DNA binding
Source: RefSeq, a predicted model, not a curated record
CCUGUGCCGACUGCCCCACCGCUCGCGGUUCAAGCUCGAACUUCCCCGCCAGAGGGGCCAACCUCGCCCCGUGGACCUUCAUCCACCCACGGGUACCGACACCGAAAAGCUUAAACUCUCAGCAGCUCGCGACAUCCAUCUCCGUGGUCCCGUCGAACCGCCGUCGACACUCCCCACCCCCCGCCCCCCGCCCCGCGCGACUCGAUGCCAGAACAUGCCGAGGCCAUCGCACCCGUCUGCGACCCUGGGCCUCCCAUCGACCUCGACCACGACCUCGACGCCGUCGCCGCUGCACCGCCUGCCCGUCAACCCGCGCAGGAAGAAGGUUGCGCCCGACGAGCGCAAGCGUGUGGCCACCGCUUGCAAUAGCUGCAAUGUGCGCCGCAUCAAGUGCAGCGGCGAGCGGCCGUGCCGCCAGUGCACCACCUCCCAGCGCGAAUGUCUCUAUCCGGAGCCCAUCGAGCGCGUCACCAUCCCCCGGGCCGAGCUGGAGUCCUUGCAGCGCCGGUGCGCGUCGCUCGAGCGCCAACUGGCCGCGACUGAGCGAGGCGGGCAUCUGCCGGAAGCUGCCCCUCAGCAACCAGGCAGCGCCCCCUCGGCCCAGUCCCUCGCCAACGCCGGCCCCGCCGACCCGCGGCUCUCCCUGGGCGACGCAGACGCGCGGCGCCCCAACCCGCCCGGCGGCAUCGACGGGAGGAUGCUCGCCGACCCGACCGGUACCCCGCGCUACCUCGGCGAGACUUCCGGGGCGACCUUUCUGGAUACGCUCAAGGAACUCAUCGUGACGGUAACCCCGCUUGUCCGCGUGCUUAACCGCCGGUCCACCGACGCCCCGGCUGGCGCCGCUUUCCUCGGAUCCGUCGGCCAGUAUCAGACCCAUGACUCGCGCCCGUUGAUGCUGCCGGAGGACGUCAAUCCCCUGGCUCUGCCGCCCGAAGCUGACGUCGCCGCUGCCUUGUCCCAGGUCCGCUACUUCAUCCAGGAUGGCAGCGGCGCCUUUGCGAGCGGCGGCAUCAUGUUCUGGCCCUUCGAGGAUGCGCAGAGCAUUCUCGCGCUUGCGUCCCACCCGGGCGUGCCGGGCUCUGUCGGCCCCGGCGGCCGGACCGUGCCCGGGCCGCAUCACCGCUCUCUGGCCCUGUAUCACGCCGCCUUUGCCCUCACGCGGCUGCUGAACCUCCGAGAGCCCGGCUCCUUCGUGGACGGCCAGCUCGGCGAAGAGUCUUUUGCCAAGGCUCGCGCCCUGCUAGGCAACGUGCUGGACCGCACCACGUACACCAUCAGCGACAUUGCCACCCUGGCCCUCAUGGCGGUUUACUUCAUCGAGAACAACCGAAGGGACGCGGCGUACAUGGCCAUCAGAAAUGCCAUGGCCAUCAGCGUCAUGAACGGCAUCCACAAGGGAGUGGCCGUGAACGAGGUUAGCGUGAGGACCUUCUGGACCGUAUACGUCCUAGACAGGUGGCUCGAUUGUAUCAUGGGGCGGCCGCCUUCGACGCCUGACGAUGCGAUUACCCUUCCCCUGCCCCGCGAAUUCCCCGGACUCCCGUCCCCGAUCGGCCUGCGUGCCCAUGUGGAGCUCUGCAAGAUCUCGAACUACAUCGUGUACAGCAGCUACCGGGAGGCCGGGCUGCCGGACCUCCUGAACAGAGCCACCGUCCGAGUGGACAAGGUGCUGGAGAUGCUUCGGAAGUGGCACGAGAACCUGCCGCCGCCUCUUCGCCUCCCGGACCCCCUGACACUCUUGCCUGCCGACCUGUUCACGCAGGCGAGCGCGUUUGGGCGGCAUGACCCAGCAGUCCUGCUUAGCGGGGCGGCCGAGUUCGGGACGGACCGGGCCUGUUGGGCCCUGCACAUGAGCUUCUACCAGCUGGUGAUUCUCUCCGUCCGGCCCGCCAUGCUCAUGGCGGUCUGGAAAGCCGUUGCCAGCAUCCUCUGCUUGGACCAGCCAUUCGACAUCGAGAGCCACCCGUCCAUCACCCCAAUCCGCGCCUGCAGUGAUGCCGCACGAUGCAACCUCCGGCUCGGGCGGCUGAUGCGUCUCCAUAGCCCACGGAAGAAGCUGUUGCUACCGGAUCUGCACCACAUCUUCAACGCCGCCAUCGUCCUCAUGAUGCACCAAAUCGUCUUUGUGAAUCUCCGAACCCAAGAUCUCGAUGAUAUUGAGUUCGCAAGCGAGGUCUUCGAUGCCGAAGCUGAGACGGGCAGCGAAUACGGCAAGGACUGCGCCCGUGUCCUCCGGGACAUGAAGAGCCUCGCCCACCAGCUGCGGAGUCCGAUCCACGAUCCCGAGACCAAACGGCUUCUUCUGUCCGACAAGGGGCUCCUCCACGACUUAAUGUUGGACGAGACGAUGGCUGCCGACAUGAUGGCCGAUGUCGGGGGCAAACGGCCCGGCGGCGCCCCCGACGAGAGUGGUUCCUCGGCGCAGCAGGCGGGACACGGCGCGGCAUACCACAGGGCCGCGGCCAUGUACCAGACGCUCUCUUCCUGGUGGAAGGCUGAUUACAUGCAGUUUUACAAUACGUUUCUUUCCUAGCUACCCUCGCGGUUGGGCAAUCCGCUUCGGGACAGUGUCGCGCUGGGUAUGUGGGGUUAAGGGUAGAUACCACGGGGCAGGAA